AUGCCAAGGAUCGGCAUCGUCUUUGACCGGCUGCGGUCAGAGGAGAAGAUGCUGCAAAAGGCGGCAGCCGGCAUGGGCCACGACGCGGUCAUGACAGACGCCAAGAUCACACAGUUUGACACCGAUGGCCAGGCGCCGGAUCUUGGCGACGUGGUUCUGGAGAGGUGCGUGAGCCACUUUCGGGGACUGUACUUUGCCUCAUGCCUGGAGUUUCUGGGGGUUCCGUCCGUGAACAGCUCCGCAGUCUCGCAUUUAUGCGGAAACAAGAUGCUCACCACGCUGCAGCUAAAGAGGAGCGGAGUGCCCACGCCGCGAACCCUCUUUGCGUUCUCCCAGGAGGCGGCAGCCGAGUGCAUCGAGCGCGCCGGAUACCCCAUGGUGAUAAAGCCCGUCAUCGGCAGCUGGGGAAGGGGCGUCAUGAAGGUGGCAGACCGGGAUACCAUGGAUGCCGUAAUCGAGGUCAGGGCGCUCUCAGACACCCCCCACGACAGGAUCUACUACCUACAAGAGGUGGUAAAGAGGCCGCCCCGGGACAUCCGGGUCGUUACCGUCGGGGAGAGGCCGGUUGCCGCCAUGUACAGGAGAUCCUCCGGCGGGUUCAAGACGAACGUGGCCGCCGGAGCGGAUCCCGAGCCCUGCGAGAUUACGGGCGAGCUGGAAGAUGUUGCGGCCGCCGCGUCCCGUGCCGUCGGCGGCGGGAUCCUGGGCGUGGAUCUGAUGGAGGACGAGGCAAGGGGGCUUGUGGUCCACGAGGUGAACAGCACGGUGGAGUUCCGCGGCCUUGCCACCGUAGCCCGGCGGGACAUUCCCCGGGAGAUGGUGGAGUUUGCCGUCGGCAUGGCGCAAAGGUAG
This is a messenger RNA of Geodia barretti, 852 nucleotides long. Lineage: Eukaryota; Metazoa; Porifera; Demospongiae; Tetractinellida; Geodiidae. The record is from the annotation of a GenBank genome assembly.